GAUAUAGUGAAUGCGGGGUCCGGGGAGAGCGGAUAUAGUGAAUACGGGGUCCGGGGAAAGCGGAUAUAGUGAAUGCGGGGUCCGGGGAGAGAGGAUAUAGUGAAUGCGGGGGUCCGGGAGACUAGAUAUAGUGAAUGCGGGGUCCGGGGAAAGCAGAUAUAGUGAAUACGGGGUCCGGGGAGAGCGGAUAUAGUGAAUGCGGGGUCCGGGGGAAAGCGGAUAUAGUGAAUGUGGGGUCCGGGGAGAGCAGAUAUAGUGAAUGCAGGGUCCUGGGGGAGAGCGGAUAUAGUGAAUGCGGGGUCCGG
Staurois parvus is the source of this 305-nucleotide messenger RNA. The record is from the annotation of a GenBank genome assembly. Lineage: Eukaryota; Metazoa; Chordata; Amphibia; Anura; Ranidae.